Camellia sinensis is the source of this 2535-nucleotide messenger RNA. RefSeq lists its product as uncharacterized. Gene Ontology annotation, molecular function: protein binding; mRNA binding. Lineage: Eukaryota; Viridiplantae; Streptophyta; Magnoliopsida; Ericales; Theaceae. The record is from RefSeq and is a predicted model, not a curated record.
UUGUGGACGGGACUGAUGGACUGAGUAAAGCAGCGAAGUUCCUUGAUUUUUUAACAAAAAAUUUCAUUCUAGUAAACAGAAAAAACAACAAAUAACAAAAAAAUAAAAAAAUAAAAAUUGAAGUAAAGCAUAACAGUGGAAAUCGAUCAUCAAUUCCAUUUCCAUCUCUUUGUUUGAGAAGAAUCAAGAUUUCUUGACAGCCAUUAAGACCCAAGUGUAAGAAUCAAUUCCCACCUCUCUUUCUCUCUUUUCCCUCUUUCUAGUUUCUUAUAUUAUCUUUUUUUAUUUUUUUGGUUUGAAGAUUUGUUCAUGUUGAGAGUUCAGUGUAUUAUUGUAUUUGUCUACCAUUAUAUAUCUCUAUUUGCUCAUAUCUACUCCUUAUUCAACCACUUACUAGCAAGUACACACCCAAGAUCUUGAUUAACCCUAUCACUACCCAUUAAAUAUCUUUGAAGUUAUUCAAUUCAUGGCAGUCCUCCUAAAUUCAGUUUCCCCUAUAAAGAACCCAUCUCAAGAAAAUGCAAGAAAGCCUUGUGGGUACUUUUCCCCAAUCCCAAAUCUCCAUUCCUUUUCACUCACCAUGGGUUUUUCUAAAGUUUUGGCAUCUACCCAGAUGGCCAUAUCGCCAAAAGAAACUGUUUUCACAAUGCCCAAUUGGAGCUCUGGUAGGAAUGACCCAAGAACUAGGGAUCUUCGACUCAAUGAUGCAUUUCUGUAUUUGGAAUAUAUGGUUGGGGAGGGACACAAGCCUGAUGUGGGUCAUGCCACGCAGCUCUUGUAUGAUCUUUGUAAGUUGAACAAACUCCGAAAGGCUACUAGAGUGAUGGAGAUGAUGGUUAAUUCAGGUUGUUCACUGGAUCCGUCUACCUAUAAUUUCUUGGUGGAUCAUUUGUGUAGGAGAGGGAAUGUUGGUUAUGCAAUGCAAUUAGUCGAAAAAAUGGAGGAAUGUGGAUAUCCAACCAAUACUGUUACAUACAAUUCUCUUGUGAAAGGGCUUUGUAUGCGCGGAAACUUGGAUCAAAGCUUGCAUUAUUUAGACAGGUUGAUGGAGAAAGGAUUGGUUCCUAAUGUAUUCACUUACUCUUUCUUGCUCGGAGCUGCUUAUAAAGAGAGAGGGGUAAGUGAAGCGAUGAGACUAUUGGAUGAGAUCAUUGCUAAGGGUGGAAAACCCAAUUUGGUUAGUUACAAUGUUUUGUUAACCGGGAUGUGCAAAGAAGGUAGGAUUGAUGAGGCAAUAAGUUUCUUUAGGGAUUUACCUUCUAAAGGGUUUAGUCCCAAUGUUGUGAGCCAUAAUAUUUUGUUGAGGAGCUUGUGCUACGAAGGGCGUUGGGAGGAGGCAAAUUCACUUCUUGAAGAGAUGGUAGGGGAGGAUCGUUCGCCAUCGGUCGUUACCUACAAUAUACUAAUUGGUUCGCUUGCUUAUCACGGUCAGACUGAUCAUGCCCUCAAGGUGUUGGAUGAAAUGUUCAAGGGACCGUUCACACCCACUGCUGCUACCUAUAACCCAAUUAUUGCUCGUCUAUGCAAAGAUGGGAAAGUAGAUAGUGUAGUUAAGUGUCUUGAUCAAAUGAUUCAUCAACAUUGCAAUCCCAAUGAGGGUACAUACAAUGCCAUUGCCGUGCUUUGUGAGGAAGGGAAGGUUGAUGAGGCUUUUUCUAUAAUUCAGAGCUUGAGUGAUAAGCAAAACUCAUUUAUCCAUGACUUCUAUAGAACUGUGAUCUCAAGCUUGUGUAGGAAAGGAAACACAUACUCAGCUUUGUUGCUUUUAUAUGAAAUGACGAAGUGUGGAUUUACACCUCAUUCCUUGACGUAUUCGUCUUUGAUCAGAGGAUUGUGCAUGGAAGGGAUGUUGGAUGAGGCGAUGGAGAUAUUUAUGAUCAUGGAAGAAAACAACUACCAACCUGAUAUCGAAAAUUUCAAUGCACUUAUUCUUGGGUUAUGCAAAUCACGAAGAACAGAUUUGUCUUUGGAGAUUUUUGAGAUGAUGAUUGAGAAGGGCUACAUGCCUGUUGAGACAACUUAUACCAUUGUGGUGGAAGGUAUUGUCCACGAAGAAGAAAGAGAGCUUGCUGCAGCGGUUUUGAAAGAGUUGCACCUGAGACAGGUCAUGAGUCGGAAAACAGUAGAGAGACUUGUCAUGCAAUAUGACCUUGAGGGGUUAUCAUUAUAGGCAGAAAUCAGACAGAAAUGAAAGAAAAUUGAAAGCACGGAAGAAAGCAAAAUGGAAUGAGGGAUUUGUGAUCAAUACAAGCAAGAUGAGGGCUCCAGAAGGGUUUGGCUCAAUUAUGGGUUCUGUAGACUACUAAUGAAAUGAAUGCCAAUAUGGGAAUUGAAAUUGCACUCAAAGCCUCUGAAAGGUGGUAACUGGGAAAGGAAUGAAUAUUGAGCAUAUCAUGUAUACUAUCCUUUGCUUCAAUAUUGCUGCUUUCCAAUUCCGACCUUUGUGAAAUUCUGUUACUCGUGUAAAUGACUUGUUCUCUGCUAGCAAAUUGAUUUUGUUUUUCAUGCUGAACACAGUACUUACCAUUGGUUUUA